AUGGGAGCAGAUUCAGAAACCAGCAGUGGUAUGUCGUUGAGAGUUGUCAUGUUGGGGAGGGGUGCGAGAUUUCUGUCAAUACUUCCCUUGUCGAGGCUUGCCACCGGGUCAGUAGCCAUUGCUGGAAGGUCAUACUGCUUGGCAGGGUCAGUCGCUACGUUGGUUGUGGUAGCCGCUUCGGCUGGCAGAGUCGACUCGGCUGGCGGAGUCGACUCGGCUGGCGAGGUUAUCUCGGCUGGCGGAAGAGUAGCCGCUGUUGGGAAAUUCGUCCCGGCCGGCACAAAAGCAGAGUCAUUUGUGGGAGGGAGGAAACGAGUUGGCGGUAGUUCGGCUACUGGCUCCUCCAGCUCGAUGUCUUCCCCGUUCAUGAUUCAUCGUGCUAACUCUUCUGCUUGUUUCGCCUUCUGGGAACGAGUAAGGAUGUGA
This is a messenger RNA of Arabis nemorensis, 426 nucleotides long. The record is from the annotation of a GenBank genome assembly. Lineage: Eukaryota; Viridiplantae; Streptophyta; Magnoliopsida; Brassicales; Brassicaceae.